This is a messenger RNA of Diospyros lotus (date-plum), 1212 nucleotides long. RefSeq names its product dehydration-responsive element-binding protein 2F. Gene Ontology annotation, biological process: response to stress; positive regulation of DNA-templated transcription. The transcript has a single exon. NCBI's taxonomy places the organism in Eukaryota, Viridiplantae, Streptophyta, Magnoliopsida, Ericales, Ebenaceae. Gene Ontology annotation, molecular function: transcription cis-regulatory region binding; DNA-binding transcription factor activity. Bases 193 to 1212 code for a protein of 339 amino acids. Gene Ontology annotation, cellular component: nucleus. The record is from RefSeq and is a predicted model, not a curated record.
CGGUCACAGGGAGCUGCAGCCUGAUUAAUUGGAAGUUAAUAUUUCUUCCAACCGUGACCACAUUUACACCAAACUGCAACUCUCAUUCUCUAUGCGUAUAUAUCCCCGCGCCCUUCACCUUCACCUUCACACUCACUUUCACAUCACUCCCACUCCAUCCAUCAGACUUGAUUAAGAAUUAAUUAAUUAAUCAUGGAAAAUUGCAGCAGCAGCAGCAGCAGAUCAUCAUCAUCAUCCUCGAAUCAUCCGCUGCUGCAGAAGCCAUGGAAGAAGGGCCCUCCGAGGGGUAAAGGGGGACCCCAGAAUGCAGCCUGCGAGUACCGGGGCGUCCGCCAGAGAACCUGGGGCAAGUGGGUCGCCGAGAUCCGCGAGCCCAAGAAGAGGACCCGCCUCUGGCUCGGCUCCUUCGCCACCGCCGAACAAGCCGCCUUGGCCUACGACGAAGCCGCCAGGCGUCUUUACGGCCCCGACGCCUACCUCAAUCUCCCCCACCUCCGAUCCACCUUCAACCCCCUCCUCAACAACAACAACAACAACAAAAAUAAUAAGUUCUUCAAGAUGUUUCCCUCCUCCAAGAGCGCCGCCUUUACCGCCAUGUUUCAUCAUCAUGGUCAUCAGUUUCAGAACCCCACUGGCACUGGCUGGCUCAAUCUCAACGCGCAACCCAACGUUCGCGAAAUUCAUCAGAGACUCCAAGAGCUUCAGAAAAACGGGGCCUUUAACCAGCCGUCAACGACGUCGUCAUCAUCAUCCGCAGGAGGCUCGUCCUCUCCCUCCAAUUGUGAUAUUCUUCAGCAGAAGACGACGUCGACGUCUAAUAAAAGCACCGAAUUACUACUACUUAAUGAUGAGGAGAAAACAGAAGCCGCGGAAGCUUCUGAGAGCAAGCCUGCAGAGAUGGACCUGCACGAGUUUUUGCAGCAUCUGGGCGUUGUCAAGGAGGAUGAGGAGGAGGAGGAGGAGGAGGGGAUCAGCUGUUCCAACGAUGUCAGCUGCUGCUUUGAGAUGCCUGCAGAUGAAUCUUGGAGGAAAGAAGUGGUGGUGGAGGUGGAUGACUGUGAAAAGAGUUUCUUCAACUGGGAAUCGCUGAUCGAGAUGCGUGAUGGCGUACAGGAGAAUGAACGACGAGGAGGAGUUGAAGGAGGAAGGAAUUUCCAGCUCUGUGAUGUUGGGGAUGAGCUCUUUCUCCCCACCUCCAUUUGGAACUUCUAG